This is a messenger RNA of Loxodonta africana (African savanna elephant), 709 nucleotides long. It is a transcript of the gene FCER1G, whose product is annotated as Fc epsilon receptor Ig. Gene Ontology annotation, cellular component: external side of plasma membrane; Fc-epsilon receptor I complex; membrane. The transcript is spliced from 5 exons. Gene Ontology annotation, molecular function: IgG binding; IgE receptor activity. Bases 179 to 409 code for a protein of 76 amino acids. Gene Ontology annotation, biological process: Fc-gamma receptor signaling pathway; regulation of platelet activation; Fc receptor mediated stimulatory signaling pathway. The record is from RefSeq and is a predicted model, not a curated record. Lineage: Eukaryota; Metazoa; Chordata; Mammalia; Proboscidea; Elephantidae.
ACCCCUGCCCAGCUGCACCCUGCUGUCAGAGCGUUCGGUCCGCCGCAGCUCGGUCCCCAGACCCCUGCCCAAGAUGAUUUCAGCAGUGCUCUUGCUCUUAUUCCUUUUGUUUGGACAAGCAGAGCCCUUUCCCGUCUCUCCUCUGAGUGCCAGAUCCUCCCUGAUGCCCUGAUACCCCAUGGCCACCUCUAUCCCCUCAGCCGCUUUGGGAGAGCCUCAGCUCUGCUAUAUCCUGGAUGCAAUCCUAUUUUUGUAUGGUAUUGUUCUCACUCUGCUCUACUGUCGGCUCAAGAUCCAGAUGCGAAAGGCAAUAGUCAGCCAUGAGAAGACAGAUGGCAUUUACACGGGCCUGAGCACCCGGACCCAGGAGACUUAUGAGACCUUGAAGCAUGAGAAACCGCAACAGUAGCUUUAGAAUGGAUACCAUCGGGGACAUCCUUCUGUCCCUAGGCCACCUCCCAGAGUAUGUGGUUGGCAUCCACACAGUUAAUGCCACCUGACUCCACUCCCGUAAUGACGCUUGCCCCUCAUUAAUGUUCACCAGUGGACCUCCUCCCUUUCAAAGACUUAUGCCCAAAUGCUGUUCAUUAACAUUCUAGUCUUGCCCCCUUGUCCUACUCUUCUCUUCUUCCCCAUCUUCAACUUCUACUAAGCAAUGCCAUGACAGUUCCUCCAAUAAAGCCAACAUGGUCUGGGUUCUAUUCAUUUA